AGUGAACCAAAAUGCUAAUGCCAAAUCCAAAUUGGACCCCACUGGUUGUCUGUUGUCCAAACUACAGUAGAAAUCAAAAGUAUACAAAUAAAUCUACGUAAAACAAAUAUGUAAACUGUACAAGUAUUAUGUUCUAACGAAAUCAAACUAAAUUCAAACGUUAUUGUUAUUUGAAUCAAAAUUUAUCUGAGAGUGAUUAUUUUGUCAUUCUACAAGGUUGCCUUUCCCGUACAUGGAAUUCACAUGAAUCUAAAUCACGAUGGAGAGUAUUCGACGAUCAUGGAAACUGCAGGAGUUUGUGGCUCACAAAGCGAAUGUCAAUUGCCUAGCCAUGGGUCACAAGUCGAACCAGGUGUUGGCGACUGGUGGCGAUGAUAAAAAAGUCAAUUUAUGGGCCAUUGGAAGACAAAGUUGCUUGAUGAGUUUGAGUGGGCACACAACUCCUGUUGAAUGUGUAUGUUUUGGCCAUUCUGAAGACCUAGUUUGUGCAGGAUCACAAACCGGUGCCUUAAAGAUAUGGGACUUAGAAGCAGCUAAAUUAUUAAGAACAUUCACAGGACACAAAGGGGCUAUCAAAUGUAUGGACUUUCAUCCAUAUGGUGACUACUUGACUACUGGCUCUUGUGACAGCAAUGUUAAGUUAUGGGACACUAGGAAACGAGGAUGUAUUGUAACUUACUCAAGCCACCGCCUUGCCGUCAAUAGUCUGCAGUUUAGCCCUGAUGGACAAUGGAUUGCUUCUGCUUGUGAAGAUGGUUUAGUUAAGGUGUGGGAUGUUCGAGUUGGCAAAGUACUUCAAGAGUUUGUGGAACACACUUCAGCAGUAACCUGUGUGAAGUUCCACCCUCAUGAGUUUCUACUUGCCAGCUGUGGCACUGACAGAACUGUUAACUUCUGGGACAUGGAAAAGUUCCAAUUGGUAUCUAAGUUUGAAAAAGACAACACAUCCAUCAGACACAUGGUGUUCAGUGAUGAUGGUGCAACAUUGCUUGGUUGUGCAAAUGAUGGCUUGCAUGUCAUUGGCUGGGAGCCUGCCAGAGUGUUUGACACUGUUCAUGGACAUUGGGGACAAAUUCAUGAUAUAACUGUAGCACAAACACAAUUAAUAGCUGGUUCAUUCCAUUCAACUUAUGUGGUGUUAUCAGUGGUUGAUCUCAAUAAAGUUCAUCCAUUUGGAGGUCCACCUCCAUUAUCCCCACCAGUUGUCAGGGAUCUCUCACCUUUCCAAAAGGGGCAUUCAGUACGCAAAAGCUUCUCAAAGGAAAAACCACCCAAGGAAGUUAUGCAUAGACCAACUCUACUUGACGAAAAAACAGCUGAAGAAUCUACAUCAGGGACAGAAGCAGAUGAGGAUUCAGGUGCUGUUAUAUCAAAUUUUAAUGACUACACUGAGAUAUUCCGCCCUUCUAGAGCAUUGACACGUACGCCUCCACCAGCUACUAGUUUAUCUUCGGAAGACUACUCGAUACCGGGUGAGAUACCCCAAGAGCCUAUGGAGAAGUCCGAGCCGACGGUGAGCACCGCCCUCCGGGACCUGAUGCUGGACGAGCCGGUGCCCUUGACGCGGCCUCUCCCGCAGCCCUCGCCGCCGCAGCGCCAGCGAUCAGAACACUACUCGCGGAUCCCUACAUCCACCAAAGAACAUUACAAUGUUGAACAGAAGAAAGUUGAAAAUUUCCAGCCGCGGGUGAUGGACAACACUAAAGAAAAUAAUACGUUCGCGACAUCGCAUUCAUUAAGAGAUUAUGCCGCCAGCCCGCUCACAGCAAAUUCGCUUAAUCGACAUAAUUCCUACAAAGAAACCAAAUCUACCACAGACUUAUCAUCCACGAACCUCCGGCCAAGCAAUAGUGAAAUAUCUUUAGGUCCUCCAACAUUAGGGCCUAGGUCAUUGUCCUUCACCAGAACUGCUACAGAGGCUACGAGAAGACGAGUAGUAGAGACAGUUGUAAGAGAAAGUGUCGCAGUAUCUCGCAGUGUAGAGGCCCCUGAAGCUGAACCAGAGCCGGAGUUCGUACCGUAUACGACCGAUAGACCUGUUGGACUCGACCUUGACGAAUUCUUGCCACGGGGUCUGGCGGGGCUGGGCGUGCGGCGCGGGGCGCGCGGCGCGGGCGCGGAGCCCAGCGAGCAGGAGGUGCUGGGCGUCAUGAUGCGCGGACACGACUCCAUGAUGGCCGUGCUCACCGCCCGCCAGCGCGCGCUGCAGAUAUUUCAUUCCGUCCGAAUUAAUAAAAGUCUGAGAUCUGCUUUAGAGUCUGUUAUCGCAUUAGAAGAUACUUCUGUCAUACUCGACAUUCUAAAUGUUAUGGCACACAAACCAUCUUUGUGGAAUUUGGACAUUUGCUUAUUAAUGUUGCCUAAGAUAUAUGAAUUACUUCAGAGCAAAUAUGAAUCAUAUAUGCAAUGUGGUUGCAAUGCCUUGAGACUGAUAGUUCGCAACUUUUCAUCUGUGGUGAGGGCUAACGUAAGUGCUCCAGUGCGCACAUUAGGUGUUGACAUACCGCGCGAGGAGCGCUACGCUAAGUGCAUGCAGAUACAUCGACUGCUACUUGACGUCCGAGCCUUCCUGCUCAAACGGCAAACACUCCAGGGACGUCUCGGAGCUGCGUUUAGAGAUCUUCAUAACCUCAUGCAACAGGGCCUCGACUGAUUUCAUGCUCACAAUAUGUUCGUCCAAGUGAACAGUCCAAAUGUUACGCGAGUGUUGUCAGAUUAUUAAUGCAAUAUUAUCAAAUGAACUGACAAGUCUUAUCCUAAGUAUUAAUGUUUUUUUAUAAAAUUAAUUUUCAUAAUUGUAUCUCACUGUUGACAUAGGCUGACUUAGACUUAAAUGUUUGAAAUGCAUACAUACAGCAACUUAAAUAUAUUUAUUAACAAUAAAAUAAAUAAUCAAA
This is a messenger RNA of Trichoplusia ni (cabbage looper), 2897 nucleotides long. RefSeq names its product katanin p80 WD40 repeat-containing subunit B1. Lineage: Eukaryota; Metazoa; Arthropoda; Insecta; Lepidoptera; Noctuidae. The transcript has 16 exons. The coding region runs from base 260 to 2653 and encodes 797 amino acids. Gene Ontology annotation, molecular function: microtubule binding. Gene Ontology annotation, cellular component: katanin complex. The record is from RefSeq and is a predicted model, not a curated record. Gene Ontology annotation, biological process: microtubule severing; microtubule depolymerization.